CUUAUGUUCAUAACUUAAGGAUCGGUUUAAACCAAAAUAUAAGCUUCUGACGUUUUCAUUCUUCCAAAUCAGUAACUCCCACUCUCUUCUUUCAUCUCCCACGCCCUGUUUUUCCGGUAAGAAAAUGGCGUUACAGAAAUCAUUCCGAGAAAAAACAAACUCAGGAGUUAAAGAGUGAAGAAGUGAUGAAUGAUGACACUAACAAACAAGGUUGCAUGUAACGUUGAAGCGACAAAUGUAAGAAGAACGCAGAAUCCCCAAAUCCCGAACAAACCAAAACACCAUGCAACUCCUCAAAACCCCUCUCUCAUUCAUUUCUUCAUUCACUCUUCUCUCCGCUCUCAAUCAUGUCCAUUUACGCUCUCAAAUUCCAAACUCACAACUUCAUUCGCUCCAUGUUGGACGAUGGACUCGUCAACGAGCAAUUCGUUUACCAUGAAACUGCGAGGUUACAUCCUCUUCGCCGCGACGCUCUCCUACGAGCGGUCACCACCUACUGUCUCGCCUCCAAAGGCCUAUUUUCUGCUAUCACUAUCCUGCUUGAACAGCAGCAGGUUGAUUUUGAAAGAGUUACUGAUCUUGCUCGGGGUUUAUAUACCAGAUCGAGCAGUAUUGGUGCAGAGCGUGUAAAACAUGCAUGUGCUGAACUUAUUCAAGCAUCUGAGAGGAAAGACAAGGAUAAUUGCUCCCUGUCUUUAUAUUGGACCAAGAACAGAUUUUCAUGUUUGAGGGACAAAUUUGAAACCCUUGUGAAGAUGGAGAGGUCUAUUCUCGACCUUGAGAAUGGUCAGUGAGAAGAAUGGAUCCUUUUGAUAUCUACGGCAGAAGCAUAUCUGGUUGAAAUUUCUGAUGACAUGCCUUGUUUACUUUUGGCAUUGCAUAAUAAUUCCUUGGUUGCUAUCUGAAACUACUUUCAGUUGAAAAUGUCCUGAUACAGAGUGAUAUUCUGAAAGUUGAUUUCUUUAAGCUGGUUUCCCUAGCCGUGGAAUGGAGGAAAAGAGUGCAAGGGUAGGUUAACCUAAGAAUCACUCGAAUCCAUCCAUGUUUCAAAAUUUCUCUCCUGCACAGAAGUGCACAUGCAUACACCCUUGCUUGGAGAUUUUCAGGUAUGAUCACAUCACACCAUAUUACAAACCAGCUUUCUUUAGAAGAAAAAAGUGUUUCUUCAAACAAAAGAAAAGUAAGAGGAAAGCGCAGGACUUGGUAAAUGUAUUAUUUUUUUUUAGCAUACUUUGUAGACAUCUUUUCAACUGUUUAAUAUGAUACGGCUGGACACCAAUGUAGGCCUGCCGAUUUUAUCACUAUAUUUAUGUAUGGAUGUUUAUACUCUAGAAAAACCAAUUCUAAAUUCUAAUAAUAAAGCAUAGACGCACUGAAGCUCCUUGUUCGAAUUUCUUA
This is a messenger RNA of Vigna radiata var. radiata (mung bean), 1398 nucleotides long. Its product is annotated as histidine-containing phosphotransfer protein 1-like. Bases 348 to 794 code for a protein of 148 amino acids. Gene Ontology annotation, biological process: phosphorylation; phosphorelay signal transduction system; cytokinin-activated signaling pathway. NCBI's taxonomy places the organism in Eukaryota, Viridiplantae, Streptophyta, Magnoliopsida, Fabales, Fabaceae. The record is from RefSeq and is a predicted model, not a curated record. Gene Ontology annotation, molecular function: histidine phosphotransfer kinase activity; protein histidine kinase binding. The transcript has 9 exons. Gene Ontology annotation, cellular component: cytoplasm; nucleus.